CACUUCAGAAACUUUGCUUGUAGUUUUACAGUGGGCGGAGAAGUGCUGAGUGUCCGGUGAUAAACUGGAUGUCAAUUAGUGGAGAAGUUUCACCGGCGAGCGGCUGCACACAGCACCAGUUUUGAGCCUUUUUUUUUUUUGCCUGUUCUGAAGACAGAAGAUGGAGUGGCGCCAGCAGACCAGUGUCAGCUGUGCAGACGCAUUCACCGAGGCUCAACGCUGGAUUGAGGAAGUGACUGGAAAAUCAUUUGGUUGCAACAACUUCCGUGCUGCCUUAGAGAACGGAGUCCUGCUUUGCGACUUGAUCAAUCAGUUGAAACCUGGCAUCAUUAAGAGAUUAAACAGGCUUUCUACUCCCAUUGCUGGCCUUGAUAAUGUGAGUGUAUUCCUGAAAGCCUGUGGGAAACUGGGACUGAACGUGUCACAGCUGUUUCAUCCAGGAGACCUGCAGGACCUGUCCACUCGUGCAACACUCAGGCGAGAUGAAGGCAACAGAAGACUCAAAAAUGUUCUGAUCACAAUCUACUGGUUGGGUCGCAAGGCUCACCUGGACCCCUUCUACAGUGGUCCUCAGCUUAACUUUAAGGCUUUUGAAGGGUUGUUAGGGUUGGCUUUGUCCAAGGCUUUGGAUGAGGGCAGUAAUGUGUUUGUGAAAGACAGCGGGUACAAAGAGUCCUUGUACCCAGAGAGGGAGGAAUGUCUGCGUGUAAUACCGAGCUACAAGAUGGAGCACUCUGUGGACAGCAUCGACUCACUGGAUUCUAGAGCCCUCCACCCAAACAAUGAAGGUUGUGGAAGUGACGCAGAAGCUGAGCAGGUGUUCAAGAUGGAGACCACCCAGCCCUCAACUCAAAACAAGGGUUAUAUCCCACCGUCACUCCUACGGAGAAAACCUGACCUGGAGCAGAAUGGAAGGGGCUGUACUAGUCCACUCGCCAGCAUUGAAGAUGCCCCCCUCUCUCCUCAACCCCACCUUGCUGUGUCUCCUUCUGAGUGUGCCUUCGAUGAAGAGUUUUUCCUGCAAGCUCUGUGUGAGGAAGACUCAGAAGAUGAAUAUACUGAGGCAGACCCUGUCCUAGAUGACUUGUAUUUCCGGCGAGUGCAGCAGAGCCUUCAUCAAACAUCUACCAACCCUACCUAUGACCGCUUCUUACCCCGAUAUUGGACACCUGAAGAGGAGAUUCGUGUGCGCACAAUCUACCUUGGCUCCCAAAGAAGACCCUGGUAUCGUAAAAUUCAAGGCUUAAGCCACAGAGCUUUGGGUUCUGCUGUGGAAGAGUUUGACUUUGACUUCAUUUCCUGGCUUGUGACAUCAGCUACUGUACAGAACCUCUCUUCCACACCUGGAGAGCCUGAAAAGCAUCUCCAAGAAACUCUCUCCAAGCCUGCACAUUCACUCCUGUCCAUGCAUAAUGGCAUUCACCGGUCUUCGUGUCUGUUUCUUUGGUUCUGUAGAGCAUAUCAAAUCCAAGUCAAAGCUGAGAGACCAGUUCAGGUCAAUCCUGGCUGGAUUUGGAGCAAAUCACUCAGUGACAUCCCGAUGGUAUACCCUGUGCGUAAAGUUUCUGAUGGGAACCCUGUUUAUGAUGUGGGCCAGGACACUGGCAUUACAAGAGAGUGGAAUCAAGAGAACAAACGCAAGUGUAGCGUUGCUGCCAAGGACACUGAAGCUCAGUGGCAGGAUGAUUUAACAAAGUGGAAGAAUCGUCGCAGGAGCACCAAGUCUGACCUCCGCAGGAAGUCUCAAGACAGAGAGCAUGUCAUUAACCAGAUGAUCAAUGGGUCUAACUUUGAGAAAAAAGAAGCAAGCGGACUGCUAAAGAGAGACCAACCGUCACCACGCAGGCACAGCUCUGCCCCCGUCCUUACUCCACCUCCUCUCCAUCAAAAUCAUCGAGCUCUGAUCUCCGGCCACGUACUCGAGCUCUGCUGGCCCGCACUUACGCUAUUGAGGCACCUUUCAGCUCUACAGCUCCACUUUGCCCCCAUAAGUCAGCCCACACUCAGGCAGUGUGGAUUUCUUUCUUCUCAGGGAUCAUCAGUUGGAGCCAUGCCUGCCUCAGAUGGGAACAUCUUGGGAGAAGAGACCCACUUUGCUUCCCUGGCUUCAGAUGGAGCAGGAGUCACUACACCUUCUCUGGACUGCCCCUUCAGCUCCCAGACCCAAGUGAAAGCCAAGGGCAGCCCAGCUCCUUUUGAGCCAACAUCUAAACUGGCCCAGCCAGAACAUGUUUUUACAAACCAAAUCUCAACUUUGGUAACAACUAUACAGCCAAACAAGACCACAAAGUCAACCAGCACCAGGGAUCCUACUGCAUCUAUGUCAAGUCACAAGGAAUUUCCAUUCUGCGCUGAUCCAAAAGUUUCAACCUUUUGUCCUGAUUCAGUUAAUCUGCCAGGAGUUGACCACCAGAACCACAAGUCCCAGGAAGAAAAACAGAAGACAUCUUGGGAACCAGCUGUGGAGCAAGGCAGAGGACAGCAGCCUGCAGGCGUCUACAAGUACUUGUCCAGAACUGGGUCGUGGUCCGGCUCAGCCAGCCUUCCUCGUGGUUACCGGAGGUCCGAGGGCUCAUCCCGUCUCUCUUCUGCAAUCACAGCCAGACCCUUUGGCACCAAGCAGUCCAGGGUGUCCUCUCUGCCGAGACUGUUCAAUGUAGACGACAACCAGGGUCUGCUAUUGAAAAGUGAGAAAGAGGAAUCUCUUUCUACACCCACCGAAUCUUCGCUCAAAAGACAGACUGCGACCGCACAUCUAAAGGGUCAGUACCAGGCUUCAGUCAGACAGCAGAAAGCUAAUCAGGCAGAACCAAAGCAGAAUGGUACAGAACAGCGGGAAGAGGUGAAAGGUGCCACUCUUUUCACCCAGACCAACGGCUAUCACCAUCAGUCCCAUACCCAAGCCCAGCUACUACGGCAACCUUAUUCCAACCUGCAGGCGCACCACAACAAAAGCUCAAGUCUCCCACCUAAUUCCAGUAUUGAUCACCCAAAGGUGGAUCACAGUGACAUGAGAGUGAGCCUUACACUUAAACCCAACAGUAGACCAGACUUUGGUUUCCAGAUUCAUUGGGACUCCACAGGGGCGAGAAUCAAAUUUAUUAAACCUGGCAGUCCAGCAGCGCUUUGCCAGCUGUGUGUGGACGAUGAGAUUGUGGCUGUUAAUGGAGUUGCGCUGGCACACAUGAACUACACCCAGUGGAAGGAUAAAAUGACAUCUUCCCUGCAAACCGGCAGUCUGACCAUGGACAUUCGGCGCUAUGGCAACAAGGAUUGGAGCAGCAGUGAGGGGAGUCAUCACAACCAGCCAGGCCAGAGCACGAUGACCCUCAAUCUGACUGCUGCAGCGCCCGUUCUGACAGGUUGCCUUGAUCACCAUGCCAACAGUGGUGCCUCUACAGAAACCACAGUCAGAAAAGUGUCCAAAUUAGAUGGGCAGCCGGACAAUGUUAUACAAGGUAAAGUCAUGCUUGGAGAGCUUGCUGACAACCACAGGACAGCCAGAAGUAAAGGUAAUGAUGGGCAUAAAGUCUGCAAAAGCAAUACAACUCAAAACAUGACAAACAUCUCCCGUGAUAAUAACUCCUCAGAUAUAGUAUGUAAUGUCUCACCUUAUCCAUCCUUCCUCUUCAUAUGGGUUGUCGUUUUUAAUUGGUCACUCUCUCAUUCUUUUGCACAAUGGCUGAUUUGUAAUGCAAUUCUUUGUGGUAUGUUAAUGAAUCUGAUGUUUGUCCCACUACAAUGGCUUCUCUCUUCAGGCUCUGCAGGAUUCAGCUCAUGGGUUUACUUGUGUGGAGGGUCAGAAUCUGCAAUAUCUGACCUGCAGGUGCCAUCCCUCAGCCCCUCCUCAUGCAGCUGGUCCUGGGACCGUGAGGAGGAUCGAAGGCGUCAGGAGAAGUGGCAGGAAGAGCAGGAGCGCCUCCUACAGGAGCAAUACCAACGGGAUCAUGAGAGGCUGGAGGCAGAGUGGCGGAGGGCACAGCAAGAUGCAAUGGGGGAGUUAUGCAGGAAGUCAGGGGAGAACACCUUUGAGAUGACCACUGGUGGUGAGAGCCGUGCCAGCGCCCAGCUCCAUGUGAAUGGAUUGACCAACAAAACCAGAGAAGCAGAGCGGAUCCCUGACAGAGAUGAGCUGAAAGAAGCAGGAUCAAGACCUCAAAGUAAUGCACAGAGAGUGCAGAAUAACAAUAUUACUGAACGAGCCUGGGCUGAGGACUCCUGUGGCUUUGCUCAGCUGUCUCCUGCUCACAGGGCAAAAUCCUUGUCUACGCCAGCAUUAGCUGGUCCCUACAAACAGACAAGAGGUGAUGAAAGGAAAAGAAAAGGACAGUCUGUGUCUAAGGUUGAGAAAGAAAGGCAGCAGAUUUUGGAGGAGAUGAAGAAAAGGACUCAGCUUCUGACCGACAACAGCUGGAUACGUCAGCGCAGCAGCGGCUUUUACAAGGAACCCAUCUAUGUUGGGGUUCCUCUGAAGAGGGUUGAGUCUCUGGACAACCUGGACACUUUGCGUCAGUCCUUACUCUCGACCGCUACGUUCAGUUACCCUCGUCCACACUCUGCUGCAGGUUACUGUGCUCCGAGUCGGAAUUCCUUCUCCCGCUACAGCACUGGAGCAAUGUUAUCCCAGAGAAAUACAUGCAUGGAUCCCUCUCAGCAUGGCAGGAUGAUCAGUGGCAGGAGGACUUGCUGUGUGUGUGAGCGUGUCCUGGGUAGUGGGGCAGCCAUGGUCAUAGAGGCCCUUAGUCUCUGCUUCCACCUCGCCUGUUUCCAGUGUGUGGGCUGCCACCGACAUCUCGGAGGAACUGAGAUUGGAGUCCAGGUUCGAAUCCGAAACAGGAAACCCUACUGUGAGCCCUGCUAUUUCCAACUCAAGUCCGCUGUUGCCCCCGCCAUGUGACGAAAACGUUGUACUCCAGAUUAUAGAGUAAGCAGCUGAAUCAGUGGGGAUUGCUGUUGAAUAAAACGAUGAGAACACAGUGGAAACAUCGUCCACGCAGCCAAGCCAUGACUUUUGUGUCCGACAAUAAUUGCUGGUAAAACUAUAAACUCUAUUAUGUGAUGUAAAAUUUUGACAAGCUAGGCAAAGUAGACUCUUAAUGGCUGUUUCUUAAAAAUCAAAUAUGGUUAAUAUAGUACUUUGUUUGUCUGUCCUCUAGUCUGCAAAUGUGUUUCUAAGAAAAUUUAGAUUUAAUAUAUAAAAUAAGUAAUCAUGGGAAUUAUUAGUAUUUGAUUAAUUCUUUUAUUUUAAUGUUAGUGUUGCUAUUUGUCAUAUCCUUGUGCUAUAUUUGAUAUUUGCUCAAUAGUGCAUUAAAGAUAUAUAUUUCUUGUUAAUGUAGCCCAUGUAUGGAGGCACAUUUCAACUUGUACUGUUGCACUUUCUGUUCUAUUGUAAUCUCACCAAGUGCACUUUGGGAAAAUGCAGGUAUUUCUUGCGUGAAAAUGGGCAAAAUUUAAAUGUUUUUGAAAAUAAAGUGAACAUUAUCUAUGAGGGUUUAUUCAUUUGUGUACCACAUGGUGGCAUCAUUGGUCUCAUAGUAAAACAGACAUUUCAGUGUCAUAUUGUUGAAUAUACGUAAAUUAUUUGAGGUCACACUAUUUGACCAGUCAAAUUUUAUGACAUUGAAACUAUAGUACUUGCAAAACAUGUAGGUGUGUAUUAAUAUGACUUUGGCUGACUACAAUGGCAUCUACUAACAGGGAUCUAAUUAAUAAACAAGAAAUAACAGUAACUGCAAAGAUGCAGCACAUUUCAAAUUAGGUGUUUUAUGCUGUCAAGAAACUGGACAAAGAAUAAAUACUUAUUUAAAUGUCAAAUCUUAUGCCUGCCCUGAUCUGUGAAAGAGUGUAACCUUUAGUGAAUCUGCUGAUCUGUUGUGUAAUGCAUCAACAUUUUAUCUGUGUAAUGCAUCAACAUUUCUCAGAAAUAAAAUUUGACUGAAAUCUA
This is a messenger RNA of Dicentrarchus labrax (European seabass), 5944 nucleotides long. RefSeq names its product LIM domain only protein 7. Gene Ontology annotation, biological process: regulation of signaling; regulation of cell adhesion. Gene Ontology annotation, molecular function: protein binding. The transcript has 33 exons. Bases 161 to 4897 code for a protein of 1578 amino acids. Lineage: Eukaryota; Metazoa; Chordata; Actinopteri; Moronidae. The record is from RefSeq and is a predicted model, not a curated record.